CAGCCCUUUUAAAGAAAAAUAAUGUAAAAUUAUUUUUGCACAUUUUACAGCGGUGCACGACCACGGGAACACCCUGCUGGGGCCGCUCUCAAGGCUUUGGAAGUCUUCAUCACAAAACGAGCCCUUCAAACUUGGGCAUCGUUAGCUUCACUCUCCCCCCGCCACCACCAUGCACCGAAGUGUACAGACAUGUUUACAGAUGUGUGCCUCCCCUCUCCGGGGCUUUCCUUAUUAUGUCCCCUAUUUUAUAUAGACAGAGGAUGUUUUAUAAAUUGGUGGUGGUGGUGGGUUUGUUGUUGUUGUUUUGCCUUUUGAGACGGAGUUUCGCUCUUGUCGCCCAGACUGGAGUGCAAUGGCGCGCUCUCAGCUCACUAUAACCUCUGCCUCCCGGGUGCAAGCGAUUCUCCCUCCUCAGCCUCCCAAGUAGCUGGGAUUACAGGUCCCCAACACCAUGCCCCACUAAUUUUUGUAUUUUUAGUAGAGACGGGGCUUCACCAUUUUGACCAUGCUGGUGUCGUACUCCUGACCUCCCUCCAGUAAUCUGCCCACCUUGGCCUCUUUUUUUUUUUUUUUCUUUUUUCUAAGAAAGAAAGGAAGAAAAAGAGAGAAAAGAAGAAAGAAAAGAGAGAGAAAGCAAGAAAAAAAAAAAAAAGGGAAGGAGAACAGGAAUCUUGCUCUAUUGCUCAGGCUAGAAUGCAGUCUAAAAAUGGGUAUUAAAAACCUCUUUUAUGCCAAUAAAUGUGCUUUACAAUGGAGACAGGAAGUAAUGAGGAAGGAAAAUAACAAACAAGCAGCCAACCAAUAUUUCAUUUAAACCUGUGAAAUGCUAUGCAACUGCUGAGGAGUGAUUUACUUCCAAUUUUGUGGUCACUUUUAGAAUAGGUGUCAGUGAUUCUGAGAAAAAUGUGUGGUUUGUGGAUUUGGGGUGGAGAGUUCUAUAAAUGUUUGUUUAAGUUUACUUGUUCCAGGUCUGAGUUCAAGUACUGGAUAUCUUUGUUAAUUUUCUCGCUCAUCGAUCUGUCUAAUAAUGACAAUGUAGUGUUCAAGUCUCCCGCUAUUAUUGUGUGGGAGUCUAAGUCUCUUUGUAAGUCAUUAAGAACUUGCCUUAUGUAUCUGGGUGCUCCUGUAUUGGGUACGUAUAUAUUUAGGAUUGUUAGCUCUUCUUGUUGCAUUGAUCCUUUUACCAUUAUAUAAUGUCCUUCUUUGUCUCUUUUGGUCUUUGUUGCUUUAAAGUCUAUUUUAUCAGAGAUGAGAAUCGCAACUCCUGCUUUUUUUUUUUGGCUCUCUGUUUGGUUGGUAAAUCUUCCUCCAUCCCUUUGUUUUGAGUCUUUGUGUAUCCUUCCAUGUGAGAUAGGUCUGGAUGCAGCAUACCGAUGGGUUUUGGCUUUUUAUACAAUUUGACUGUCUGUGUCUUUUGAUUGGGGCAUUUAGUCCAUUUAAAUUUGAGAUUGAUAUUGAUAUAUGUGAGUUUGAUACUGCCAUUUAAUGCUAGCUGGCUGUUUUGCCCAUUAGUUGAUGUAGAUUCUUCAUUAUAGUGAUGCUCUUUACCUUUUGGUAUGUUUUUGGAAUGGCGGAUGCUGGUUGUUCCUUUCUAUAUGUAAUACUUCUUUCAGAAGCUCUUGUAAAGCAGGCCUAAUGGUGAGGAAAUCUCUGAGUACUUGCUUGUUUGCAAAAAAAUUUAUUUUUCCUUCACUUAUGAAGCUUAGUUUGACUGGAUAUGAAAUUCUGGGUUGAAAGUUCUUUUCUUUAAGGCCAAAUAUUGGCCCCCACUCUCUUAUGGCUUGUAGGGUUUCUGCUGAGAGAUUUGCUGUGAGUCUUAUAGGCUUCCCUUUGUGGGUAACCUGACCUUUCUCUCUGGCUGCCCUUAGUAUUUUCUCCUUCAUUUCAACCCUGGUGAAUCUAAUGAUUAUGUGCCCUGGGGUUGCUCUUCUUGAGGAGUAUCUUUGUGGUGUUGUCUGUAUUACCUGGAGUUGAGUAUUGUCCUGCCUUGCUAGGUUGGGAAAAUUUUCCUGGAUAAUAUCCUAAAGAACAUUUUCCAGCUUGGAUUCAUUCUCUUCAUCACAUUCAGGUACACCUAUCAAAUGUAGAUUAGGUCUUUUCACAUAGUCCCAUAUUUCUUGGAGACUUUCCUCAUUCAUUUUUACCCUUUUUUCUCUAACCUUGUCUUCUCGUUUUAUUUCAUUAAGUUGGUCUUUGACCUCUGAUAUCCUUUCUUCUGCUUGAUCAAUUCAACUGUUAAAACUUGUAGAUAGUUCAUGAAGUUCUCGUAUUGUGUUUUUCAGCUCCAUUAAUUCACUUAUAUUCCUCUCUAAAUUGUCUAUUCUCGUUAGCAUUUCGUCAAACCUUUUUUCAAGGCUCUUAGUUUCUUUGCAUUGGGUUAGAACAUGUUCUUUUAGCUCACAAAAGUUUCUUUAUUAUCCACCUUCUGAAGCCUGAUUAUGUCAAUUCAUCACACUCAUUCUCCAUCAGGCCUAGUUCCAUUGCUGAUGAGGAGCUGCGAUCCCCUGUAGGAGGAGAGACAUUCUGAUUUCAGUGUUUUCAACCUUUUUGUGCUAGUUUCAUUCCAUCUUUGUGGAUUUAUCCACCUGUCGUCUUUGUAAUUGCUGACUUUCAGAUUGGGUCUCUGAGUGGACGUCCAGCUUGUUGGUGAUCAAAUUUUUUCUGUUUCUUUGUUUUGGUGGACGCCCCUCCCCCUCAGAGCUGGACCUGCCGGGGUUCAGCUGUGCUUGCUGUGAAACUCUCAAUCCUCAGCGAUUCCAAUUGCUUUUUUUUGUGUGUGGGAGUGGGACCAGCCGAGCCUGAUCACCUGGCUCCCUGUCUCAGAGUCUCUUCUUCUUUUUUUUUUUAGUCGAAAGGUUGACUCUCUCAAUCUGUGUAAUUUCCUCUGUGGCUACCCACUGCGCUGGCUGAAACAGCAGUGUUGAGAUUCAUGGUGCUUUUCUGUCUGGGAAUCUCCCGGUCUGGCUCCUCGCUUCAGUCCCCUUUUCAAUUAGCUGAAUUGGCGACUCUGCCUUCUCAGAGCUCCAAACUUCAACUAAAAGGGCACCCAGUCCCGUAUACUUUGCCCUGAGAACUGCCGCGCUAGAGUGCCAGUAAAACAGCUGCGCCAGCCCAAAGAGUCACACUGGUGACCCAUGGGGCUCCUCUGCUGGGAAUCUCCUGGUCGGUGGGAAACAAAAAUUCCUCUGGAAGUGUGGCAUCCACUCACUCUCUGCGCUUUCCCUGGGAGCGACAAUCCUGAGCUGCUGCUAUCGGCCAUCUUGGAUCUCUCUCCCCCGCCUCGGCCUCUUAAAGUGCUGGGAUUACAGGCAUGAGCCACCGUGCCUGGCCUGUGGUGUCAUUUUGGAACAUAUGUAUCCUGCUACCAGAUCGAGAGCUCCAGGUCAAAGCCGGGUUCUUGAUUCAUAGCUUCCUAAUGUUGAUCACCGAAUAAGUGCCACACACUAAAAUAGACCAUUUACAUAAAUAAAUUAAUAAAGCAACUGGAGAAGAUAUUUAGUGAAAACAACCCUUGAUGGUCUUUGAACCAAGCAACUAAAAUAACAUGAUAAAAUGGAGACUGGGUUUUGAAUCAAUCUGGAGUUUGUCUGGUUUCAUAAUUCAUGGUUCCUCUUGUGUAACUAGCAUAAAGUCCAGCUUCUGACACUGUAGAAGCUUAGUAGAUGUUGAACAAGCUACAAAUGUACACAGAUAGGUACCCUCUCAUAAGAUGGGCAAGUGAAGGCUCCUACCUUAGCACUGUUCAUUGUUCCUCCAAAAUAAAUUGAUAACUUAAGUGAAGAGUAGAUAUUCCUAAAACAAUAUCAUGAGACUUUACAACGUCACAGAUGAUUGCAGGUAAUCAGGCAACUUAGGUCAAUUAGACAUAUAAAGUAAAUAACUGAAUAUUCUUGGGCUGGAAGGAACCCUAAGUUCUAACUCCACUACAAACUGGCGCUGAAUUAAAUGCGUCAGUUUUGAAAAAUGAUAUUUUCAUACAUUACACAACCUCCAAGGGCACUUAUAAGCUCUAAAAUGUUUUAUCAAGGCCGAUGGCAGCAAAAUUUCUUUUAAUAUAAAGCAAUAUUUUAUGCUAAAAUAAAAUAAUUCUAAAAGUUGUUUCUGCCACUCUUCAUGGAUAACUUCUCACUUCUUCAUGGUGAAAGAGGAUGGACUAUAGCAAAACUUUCAGUGGAAACCAACAGCUCCUGGAACAUAAACUGGAGUGGUUUUUAAUCUCUCCCCCCUCAAUAUCUGUUUAAUCCUUAAACAGAUACAAGAAGAGUCCAUAGUUGAUUUCUGGUCAUGCAAACGUUUAUUUCUGUAUUGUAAAUUAUGUGUUGUCAUGUAUUAUUUUUGUAUUAAGAGAACUCAUACCACAGUAGCAAACAUCAGGAAAAAAACAAACAGCUCUACAUAGUUUCCAAAAGCCUAUAUUUUAAAAGUUUAAAUGAAACAACCAACAUUUUGAGUGGCAGGAUGUCCUGUUCUUUCUUGGGCGCUUUCACAACCAGUGAAAUCAGUAUAGUUACCACUAUUUUAUGUACAGAGAACAAGAAUUAGAGGCUAUCAUUAGCCAGUGCACAAAGUGAUCUUAGGUCUCUAUCAACGACAAAAAUCCACAGGCGUGUGGAUCAACUGCUUGCAAAGAGCAUUUGCUGCUGAGGCCAAUAGGAGCUGUCCAUACUCAAGACCCUAACCAGGAUCCUCCAGGUCCCGCCUCCGCGCCGGCCCUCCCACGUCCCUUUGCGAGCGUGGCUGCGCCUGCGUGCGUGAGCCCCGUGACGUCACAGCCUCGGGUCUCCCCUGCGCCUGCGCGGGGUGCAGCUGGCGGAACCGGCGACUUCUGGCGCCAGCUUCCGGAUUAGUGGCUGCACCUCAGGCUUCACGUGAGGUGUUAAACUAGAAGAUUCAUCACCACUUUGAUGGCUGCCUCACAAACUUCACAAACUGUUGCAUCUCACGUUCCUUUUGCAGAUUUGUGUUCAACUUUAGAACGAAUACAGAAAACUAAAGGACGUGCAGAAAAAAUCAGACACUUUAGGGAAUUUUUAGAUUCUUGGAGAAAUUUUCAUGAUGCUCUUCAUAAGAACCAAAAAGAUGUCACAGACUCUUUUUAUCCUGCAAUGAGGCUAAUUCUUCCUCAGCUAGAAAGAGAGAGAAUGGCCUAUGGCAUUAAAGAAACUAUGCUUGCUAAGCUUUAUAUUGAAUUGCUUAAUUUACCUAGAGAUGGAAAAGAUGCCCUCAAACUUUUAAACUACAGAACACCCACUGGAACUCAUGGAGAUGCUGGAGACUUUGCAAUGAUUGCAUAUUUUGUGUUGAAGCCAAGAUGUUUACAGAAAGGAAGUUUAACCAUACAGCAAGUAAAUGACCUUUUAGACUCGGUUGCCAGCAAUAAUUCUGCUAAAAGAAAAGACCUAGUAAAAAAGAGUCUUCUUCAACUUAUAACUCAGAGUUCUGCACUUGAGCAAAAGUGGCUUAUUCGGAUGAUCAUAAAGGAUUUAAAGCUUGGAGUUAGUCAGCAAACUAUCUUUUCUGUUUUUCAUAACGAUGCUGCUGAGUUGCAUAAUGUCACUACAGAUCUGGAAAAAGUCUGUAGGCAACUGCAUGAUCCUUCUGUAGGACUCAGUGAUAUUUCUAUCACUUUAUUUUCUGCCUUUAAACCAAUGCUAGCUGCUAUUGCAGAUAUUGAGCACAUUGAGAAGGAUAUGAAACAUCAGACUUUCUACAUAGAAACCAAGCUAGAUGGUGAACGUAUGCAAAUGCACAAAGAUGGAGAUGUAUACAAAUACUUCUCCCGAAAUGGAUAUAACUAUACUGAUCAGUUUGGUGCUUCUCCUACUGAAGGUUCUCUUACCCCAUUCAUUCAUAAUGCAUUCCAAACAGAUAUACACAUCUGUAUUCUUGAUGGUGAGAUGAUGGCCUAUAAUCCUAAUACACAAACUUUCAUGCAAAAGGGAAUUAAGUUUGAUAUUAAAAGAAUGGUAGAAGAUUCUGAUCUGCAGACUUGUUAUUGUGUUUUUGAUGUAUUGAUGGUUAAUAAUAAAAAGCUAGGGCAUGAGACUCUGAGAAAGAGGUAUGAGAUUCUUAAUAGUAUUUUUACACCAAUUCCAGGUAGAAUAGAAGUAGUGCAGAAAACACAAGCUCAUACUAAGGAUGAAGUAAUUGAUGCAUUGAAUGAAGCAAUAGAUAAAAGAGAAGAAGGAAUCAUGAUAAAACGUCCUCUAUCCAUGUACAAACCAGACAAAAGAGGUGAAGGGUGGUUAAAAAUUAAACCAGAAUAUGUCAGUGGACUAAUGGAUGAAUUGGACAUUUUAAUUGUUGGAGGAUAUUGGGGUAAAGGAUCGCGGGGUGGAAUGAUGUCUCAUUUUUUGUGUGCAGUAGCAGAGAAGCCCCCAGCUGGUAAAAAGCCAUCUGUGUUUCAUACUCUCUCUCGUGUUGGCUCUGGUUGUACCAUGAAAGAACUGUAUGAUCUGGGUCUGAGGUUGGCCAAAUACUGGAGGCCUUUUCAUAAAAAAACUCCACCAAGUAGCAUUUUAUGUGGAACAGAGAAGCCAGAAGUGUACAUUGAACCUUGUAAUUCUGUCAUUGUUCAGAUUAAGGCAGCAGAGAUAGUACCCAGUGAUAUAUAUAAAACUGGCUGUACCUUGCGUUUUCCACGAAUUGAGAAGAUAAGAGAUGACAAAGAGUGGCAUGAGUGCAUGACACUGGAUGACCUAGAACAAUUAAGGGGAAAAGCAUCUGGAAAGCUCGCAUCUAAACACUUUUAUGUAGGUGGUGAUGACGGACCACCAGAAAAAAAGCGGAAAGCUCCCCCAAAAAUGAAGAAAGUUAUUGGAAUUAUUGAGCACUUAAAAGCACCUAACCUUACUAACGUAAACAAAAUUUCUAAUAUAUUUGAAGAUGUAGUGUUUUGUGUUAUGAGUGGAACAGAUAGCCAGCCAAAAUCUGACCUGGAGAACAGAAUUGCAGAAUUUGGUGGUUAUAUAGUACAAAACCCAGGCCCAGACACAUACUGUGUAAUUGCAGGGUCUGAGAACAUCAGAGUAAAAAACAUAAUUUUGUCAAAUAAAUAUGAUGUUGUCAAGCCUGCAUGGCUUUUAGAAUGUUUUAAGACCAAAAGCUUUGUGCCAUGGCAGCCUUGCUUUAUGAUUCAUAUGUGUCCAUCAACCAAAGAACAUUUCGCCCGUGAAUAUGAUUGCUAUGGUGAUAGUUAUUUUGUUGAUACAGACUUGAACCAACUGAAAGAAGUAUUCUCAGGAAUUAAAAAUUCUAACAAGCUCACUCCUGAAGAAAUGGCUUCUGUGAUUGCUGAUUUAGAGCAUCGGUAUUCCUGGGAUCGCUCCCCUCUCAGUAUGUUUCGACGCCACACCAUUUAUUUGGACUUGUAUGCUGUAAUUAAUGACCUGAGUACCAAAACUGAGGGGACGAGAUUAGCUAUUAAAGCCUUGGAGCUUCGAUUUCAUGGAGGAACAGUAGUUUCUUGUUUAGCUGAGGGAGUGUCUCAUGUAAUCAUUGGGGAAGAUCAUAGUCGUGUUGCAGAUUUCAAAGCUUUUAGAAGAACUUUUAAGAGAAAAUUUAAAAUCCUGAAAGACAGUUGGGUAACUGAUUCAAUAGACAAGUGUGAAUUACAAGAAGAAAACCAAUAUUUGAUUUAAAGCUAGCUUUCCUAGUGAGGAAAGCCUCUGAUCUGGCAGACUCAUUGCAGCAGGUGGUAAUGAUGAACUACUAAACUACAUUUUAUUUUUGUAUCUUAAAAAUCUAUGUCUAAAAAGUAUUGUUAGAUAUAGGAAAACAAUAAUUUUAACUUUUAAGAUUGAAAAGACAAUGGCCCAAAUCCAAGAAAGAAAAUUAAGUGAUUCAAUGAUUUUUUUGUGAUUAAGGUGAAGUAAAGAGUCCAAAGAAGAGAUGUUUUUAUAAUAUCCGUAUAGAUAUCUAGAAUUUUUAUUUAGAUACUAAUAAAAUAGUUUUCAUAACUUUUAAAAUCAUGAAAAGACCUAACCAGUAUAUUCUAAAAAAAAUCAAAACUUCAGUAAUAGUUUUUAUCCAGUAAAAGCAUUGCAAGAAAAUCGGGUAAAAUGGUUACAAUUGGACUUGUAAAAUAUGUCUUUUUACUUAGAGUUUAAAAUAUCCUUUUAUAUGUGAAAUGUAAGCUAAUUUGUUUUUCAAGAUUAAGACAAAAUGUAAUAAUAAAACUUUGUCAAUGAUGUUUUUAGCUAAAUGAGAGGAAGCUGAAUGAGACUUAAUGAUCUAAAAAUUUAAAAUUGAAUUGGUUUGAUUAAAAAUAAAGCUUGCAGUUUUAAAAGUAGCUCACAUUUAAUUUAUUGUGUGAAAUAGAACAUGUUUUAAAGGAAGUUUUUUAUGUGAAUUUGUAUUCCAGCAUAAAUAAUACUCACAAAAAGUGAUUUUCCUAGAUUUUCUCUAUUUAAUAGGUGUCAUUAUGGAUUAUUUAAGGUCAGCAUAUAUGGUAUGUAUUAUGUAUGGAUUUAUAUACCAAAUUUUGGAAUACAGCCUAUCUCAUGACCAUAUUGAAAUGUAUGGAAUUUGAUCUGUGAGAUACUAUGUGUGUAUUAUUUGAAAGUAAGGAACUUUUAUCCAAAUUGUGAAACAAAUGUAUGUGAUUUUGUUAUACUUCUUAAUUUAAAUAAAAUAUUUAAUAUACUAUUAAAAUAA
This is a messenger RNA of Callithrix jacchus (white-tufted-ear marmoset), 8655 nucleotides long. It is a transcript of the gene LIG4, whose product is annotated as DNA ligase 4. Gene Ontology annotation, cellular component: DNA-dependent protein kinase-DNA ligase 4 complex; DNA ligase IV complex. Gene Ontology annotation, biological process: DNA biosynthetic process; immunoglobulin V(D)J recombination; nucleotide-excision repair, DNA gap filling. The record is from RefSeq and is a predicted model, not a curated record. Lineage: Eukaryota; Metazoa; Chordata; Mammalia; Primates; Cebidae. Gene Ontology annotation, molecular function: DNA ligase (ATP) activity; ATP binding; DNA binding.